UAGUAACACGAGACUGUAAGUAGUGAAUUUGUAAUAAUAACAAUCUUAGAAUGUCAAUAAAUUGAACAAUUUUGUGACAAAUUUUGAGGCAAAACAAAAUAAUUACUUUAUUGUGGUAAUCUAUUUUUUUUAUUUUUGUCUUUAACCCUCUUUAUUCCUCUAACCCUCUCUAUUAUUUUUAGGAAAUUUGAGAAACCUCUGACUUGUUUAGCUCUGUGCCCAAUCUAACGUUUUUCUCCUUGUGUUAACAUUUGUUACAGAAAAAAAAUGAUUUAGUUUAACUAUCAUGCUUCAAUCAAUUAUUCCGCUUGACCAUUAUUUGUAUCUUCUCUCUUGAUCUCCGAAUAGAUAAAAUGAGCCUGGAAACGCUUCUUGAGGCUGCCAGGUAUUUAAGUAGAGUUGAACAAGAUGCAGCAUUUUCCGAAAUUUGGUCCGAAGAGGGACAAUCCUCGAAUGGUGAUUCUGGUGGACAUCUCUUAAUUGACCCUAACCUGCCUAUAAGCUGUCAGUUUCAUACUUACUCGAGUGCAGCGACAGCCUCAAAACCUUUGGCUUUCCCAGUGAAAAACUCUAAAAAGACUCACUCGAGUCAAAACGAUUAUAAUGGAAUUACCAUUUCUCCUGUUUUACCAUCAAGUCUGUCAAGCCAGUCUUCAAAUCUGUCCUCGAGUCCCACUAGCAAUUCUUACAGACGACGGGCUCUUUCUACUGGAUCUAGUAGCAGUAGCGUUAAAGCACAAAGAGGAAACCGUAGCUCGCGUUAUAGUGAAUCGAGUCAUGAUGCGGAUUCAGCAGCUUCCAAUCGUCAUAGAGAGAUGCAUAAAACAUCUGAAAAAAAUCGUCGUGCCCAGUUGAGAGACUGUUUUGAACAAUUGAAAAAAGAACUGCCUCAACCCGAAUACCGAGAUCGUAAAUCAUCUCACAUUAAUAUAAUUAACUGUGCCCUUCGAUGUAUUCAAAAUUUGAAGAAAAAGGAGGCCGAGAAUGAAAUUGAAAUGGCUCGUUUAGCCAGAACCAAGGUUCGUCAUCAGAACACAAUUUCCCAAUUGAGGCAAGAUCUUAAAUUAGGCAAUUCAAUCGACGUGGAUAAAAUUUUGAAAGAAUCUGUUGAUAACGUCCCAGUUGUUGGUGCUUUUGAGGUAACUGGAAAUGAGAUGAGCGGAUCUUCAUCAGCCUCUGAUUCCUAUUCCAUGGUGAAAACCCCAUCCACUUACCGUGGAGAGUGUGAUGGUGACUAUCAAAGUGACGGAGAAGUUAUCGCAAUCAUUGCCAACAAUCUGCUCAACAAAUUUUCUUUCUAACUCGAGUGACACAACAAUCUGUUAAUUUGGGAGUUUGAAGCUCAUCAAUUAUAAAUUGAAAAAGAAUUCGUUAGGAAAAAACUGAAGAUGGUAAUCGUGACAAGAAAGAAGAAAGCAGAAGAAAAAAAGGAUGACUUUAUUAAAAUAAUUAUUAUUGAUCAUUUCGUUUUCAAGCACACACACAAUGAUUACAAUUUCCAAAGAGAAUGAGAAAAGAUAAAAAAUGCUUACAGUAAGCAGUAAAAAGAUUUUACAAAACGAAGAAAGCAAAAACAGGAUAAAACUCAUCAUUCAGCCCUUAAACUCGAUCGUUUUACUUUUUUGAGCUAAACGGUUUUUCGGUUGAUUCAGAUAGAUUAAAACGCUAUUAACAAGCAUGAAACAAAUUGUUGGCUAUUGUUUUUUUCAACUUUUUUUUCUCAAUCUGCAAAAUCAUUAAAAAAACGUUGCGAAAGCAAGAACGGAAUGUAA
Tetranychus urticae (two-spotted spider mite) is the source of this 1772-nucleotide messenger RNA. NCBI's taxonomy places the organism in Eukaryota, Metazoa, Arthropoda, Arachnida, Trombidiformes, Tetranychidae. The record is from RefSeq and is a predicted model, not a curated record.